UAAUCAGGCACUACGUUAAACAGCUAUGGCAAAGUAUGAGAGGGCAGUAGAGGAAGAGCAGAGGGGGCAUUGGUAGGGAGAGAGGACAGCUGACAGUUUACUGAUAAUGUUUAGGUUAAUGUUUAGCCUGAGGACAGGCAGCCUUCUACACCUGCCGAGCAGCUUGAGGGCGCCUCCGUUCUGCAGCAACAACUCAUCUAAAAUGUCAUCAGACUCACACUGGCUCUCCCCUGAAGACCGGGAGCAGCUAUUGGUCGAGCUCAGGGCCACAGGCUGGAUGGAGGUGGAGGACCGUGAUGCCAUCUUCAAAGAGCUUCACUUUAAAACCUUUAAUCAGGCGUUUGGCUUCAUGUCACGGGUGGCUCUGCAGGCAGAGAAGAUGAACCAUCACCCAGAAUGGUUCAAUGUUUAUAAUAAGGUCCAAAUUACACUGUCUACACAUGAUUGUGGAGGGCUGUCAAAACGGGACAUCAAAAUGGCCAAAUUUAUUGACAAAAUUUCACUUUCCAUGUAGUUUUUUUUUUUUUUUGUCUUUAGUCUGCAAUCUGUCACAGCCUUUGUAGAUACACUGAUUUUAGUUUCAACUCUUUAAAAAGACGACUGCACUACAGAGUUAAAUGUAUUUAGUCUUUCACAUGUGCAUAUCCUGCUUCUGAUUUUUGUCCCAAAUAAAAUCUGUCAAAAUAAAAUAAACAUUUUACACUGUU
Molecule: messenger RNA, 707 nt
Organism: Maylandia zebra (zebra mbuna)
Lineage: Eukaryota; Metazoa; Chordata; Actinopteri; Cichliformes; Cichlidae
Product: pterin-4-alpha-carbinolamine dehydratase 2
Biological process (GO): tetrahydrobiopterin biosynthetic process
Molecular function (GO): 4-alpha-hydroxytetrahydrobiopterin dehydratase activity
Source: RefSeq, a predicted model, not a curated record